AUGAAUAGUUCAUUUUCAGAAGAAUUAGGCUGUGUCCCCAAUGCAACUGAUGAGGAACAAGAUGACUUACCUUAUGAUGGAGACAUAGGAAUAACCUGCAGAUACAAUAAUUCAGAUAAUUUGAAUGACUGUACUUGUACAGAAGAUAUUUGUGGUAUUUUAAACUUAUUAGCCUGUUCUGAAAAUAACAAAAACUUAAAAGCAACAGCAAAUUAUGAAACUUAUGCACAGCCUGAAGAAUCCUCUAGUCACCACAGAGGUGCCAUAGGAACAACAGGAAUUGCAGUUGAAAUGCCUGGAAAUGAAGCUUCCUUUAAGAAGAAAUUACCUGUUGGUGACUUUAGUAAACCAGACAGCAAAGAACAUGAAACUAACUCAAAAAUGUCCAAUGUCCUUUUGCGUCAUUUUUCUAAGGGAGAGUUAAUAACCACAUGCCAGUUAAUUGAAUGCGAGACAAUACCAGAGACAUCCUUUACAGAAAGUAUCAAUGACACUGCGCACAAACCUGAGCCUUCAGAACAUGUCAAAGGCCCUUUAGUACAUGAACAAUGGGCAACUAACUUUAAAGAAUAUCAAUUAGAAAAGCACAAGAAAGCAAACAUUGGUGAUACAAAUCAAAAUUCACUAACUGGAAACAGAUAUGUUUCAAAGAAACCUAUUUCUCCUACUGUUUCACUUCACGAGCUCAAAUACGGCCAAGGUCAAGCUCACUACUGCCUUCCUGACUUCUCCAAAGUUGCUUCAGAAAUUAAAAUACCAGAAAGAAAUGACAAUACUAACUCAGUGCCUAAAACUGAAAGAACAAAAUCCUUCCCCAUUUUAAGUAAAUCAGUAAUUGUGAACAACAUUCUAGAAAAUAAGAACCAUUUCAAUUCAGCUGAAGUAGCGAAUCAAGAAGGAAUGAGCAUUCCAGAACUGUUGCAACAGCUAGAGAUACUUCCUCCGUCAGAUUUUCCAAAUGCCAGCAUUGCCAUUCACUCAGGAGACACUGGGACAUCCUCUGAAGUCUUCACAUUACAUGAUCCUAUCCCUAUACAAUCUACACAUGGUUUGUCUAAAGCAAGAUUACAGUGUGCAACAACAGCAUCUGCGUUACCAGCAGCUGGUACAGUAGAAGCGCAUUGUCUAAAUCCUUCUAAUUUACUGCCAGAACUAACACUAGGAGAAAAGAUGUCUCAAAUACUAAAGGAUCAGACAGAUCAACUGAUAAAGAAAGUGGAAGACUUCUCUAAGCACAUGACCCAAGAGACAUUCCUUUUACAAGACAACUAUCUGGCAUUAAAUCAACUGAAAAUAUACCUUGAUGCCUUGGAAAGGAAUUACUUAACAGCUAGAGAAAAGCACCGUAAUUUACAGCUGCAGAACUACAAGGACAAGUCUAUCAACGUUGGAGAGUUUGAUCCUGAAAGAAAAGUAGAAGGGGAAAUAUUUAGACUUGGCAUGCUGCUUGAAGACAUCCAAGAGCCAACCGAUGACAGCAAAUGCAACUUGUCAUCUUUGCUUACUUCCUAUGAAUCUGCCCAUCCAUCGUAUUCUCUUUGUGAGCAGAGAUUCUUUUCACUUGAGGGAAAAUAUGCCGUUGAAGGUCUUGCAUCCCAUCAUCAGGGUACAUUAGGUCAAAAAUUUAAUGCCGAUGAAGAAAGCAGCGAUUCAGAAGACAUCUCAGCCUAUGAUUCUUAUGAUUCACAAAGCGAAGAACUUAUGAACUAUGAGACUGAAAGUUACAAAACAUUCAAUACAAGAUUACGUGGAGAGAGAAAAGGACUUAGAUGCAGAUGUCCUAGAGGAAGCAGAGAUCAAUUUAAACUCAGGAAUUACAAAGAGUCGGUUCAGUCUUGUGCCCUAAGUAGAAAUAAAAGUUCUGGUUCAACCUCUUAUUCACAGAAGAGAAUCUCCACUCAAAAGGCUCAAAAAAAUAAGCAGCCACGUGAACUUGUAAACAGACUUUCUGAAAGGCAAAACUUUGAGGCUGCCAAAACCUGCUAUUCAAGUACCUAUGAUAAAAUUAUCCUUUCACAUCAAUACUUACCCAGCAAGAAGUCUGCCCGAAGCAAAUCUGCAAUCAACAUCAGAAACAGAAAUGCCAAUGACUCCAAUGCAAAUAUUUUAAAUUCUACUCUGGAUCAUGCCAUACAGACAGCAAACAGUUUGAAGAAAGCUACAGAACGAAUGGUACGAGCAGUUUCAGAAGAUCUAGCUAAAGUUAAAAGAAAACAGCUGUAA
Charadrius vociferus (killdeer) is the source of this 2223-nucleotide messenger RNA. It is a transcript of the gene AKNAD1, whose product is annotated as AKNA domain containing 1. The coding region runs from base 1 to 2223 and encodes 740 amino acids. Lineage: Eukaryota; Metazoa; Chordata; Aves; Charadriiformes; Charadriidae. The record is from RefSeq and is a predicted model, not a curated record. The transcript is spliced from 13 exons.